This is a messenger RNA of Ostertagia ostertagi, 1362 nucleotides long. The record is from the annotation of a GenBank genome assembly. NCBI's taxonomy places the organism in Eukaryota, Metazoa, Nematoda, Chromadorea, Rhabditida, Trichostrongylidae.
AUGUCAUUAAUUGCACAUGCGGCGAACUUUUUCUAUCUUUUCUUGGUGACGUCAAGAGCGCUUAACGAAGCAUCUGCAACCAUGUCGGCCGAGAAGAAGACAAUCCCGAAUGGUGUCAAAUUCAUUUUCGGAGGCGCGGCUGGAAUGGGAGCAACGUUGUUUGUUCAGCCGCUAGAUCUCGUCAAGAACAGAAUGCAGUUGUCCGGACGGUCGGGUAAAAGGGAGUAUCGCUCAAGCAUCCAUGCGUUGACGUCCAUUGUCAGAAAUGAGGGUGUUUUGGCUGUUUACAAUGGUCUCAGUGCCGGUCUGCUCCGUCAAGCAACCUACACCACCACCAGGCUGGGAACAUAUACGUACCUGUUCGAGCACUUCAAAACUGGCGAUACUGCACCCUCCUUCGCCAUGAAAGCGUCACUGGGUAUGACUGCAGGAGCGGUAGGAUCCGUUGUUGGAACACCAGCAGAGCUAGCGCUGAUCAGAAUGACUGGUGAUGGCCAACUACCGCCUGAGCAGCGACGCAAUUACAAGAAUGUGUUCGAUGCUCUGAUACGUGUUGUAAAAGAGGAAGGCGUGUUCACUUUGUGGAGGGGCUGUGCACCUACUGUGAUGCGUGGCGAUGGUUGUGAAUGCUGCACAAUUGGCGACAUAUUCGCAAUCAAAACAAGCACUGUUGGAGACAGGAUACGUUCAAGAUGUCUCUCUUUUGGGCAAGGUUUUUCGGAUGUAAAGGUAAUUUUCUGUCCAAUUCCUUGCUCCAUGGUUUCUGGCCUAGCGACGACGAUCGCAUCCAUGCCUGUCGACAUAGCAAAAACUAGGAUUCAAUCGAUGAAGGUCAUUGAUGGCAAACCCGAAUACAAGAAUGCGUUUGACGUCUGGGUCAAGGUGAAUAUGGUCACGAAAAUUGGACCGUUCAACUAUGAGAAGUGGAAGUGGCCUGGUCAGAAUCGCGAAUUCCCAGAGUUGUCUCCAAAAUGGCACAAAGAGAACCCAGAGCAGUUGCGCAGGUAUACUGGUGUACAUGAAGAAGGCUAUGUCGAUCCUGUCACUGGAAAAUUCGUUGUGGUUCCGGAAAUGCAAGCAAAGCUUGUCGUGCCGAAUUUGGAUGGGUUUAAGUUGAAACCCUACGUAUCGUACCGGACGGACGUGGAAAUAGAAAAGAGAAGACGGAUUUAUGAGGCUAAGGUAAAAGAGAAGGGCUCGAAAGCUCUAGCAGAUCUUUAUACUCUCGAGGACGAGCGAUGGCCUCCGCCCAAAAUGGACGCCGAAACACUGUUUGAGUUGUCCUAUGGGGAGCAAAUACGACAGGCUUACAAGGAAGGAAGAUAUGGACCUGUGGAGAAAAAAGAGGAUGAGAAAUCUUGA